AUGGAUUCAGAUUCGGACUUCUAUGGCGACGAAGAGACCAUCUCAAGGUUAAAGGCACGCGUUGACGAUUUCAACGCUGAGACUUGGUGGAAGAGUCAUAAUGAUGUUACUUCCCACGCAUUUCGUGAAGAUUUUGAGAAACAGCCCGGAAAGGGGCACUUGCACAACAAAUUCGAGGGCAGAAUCGGUGCCUGGCAGUUGAACGAAAGUAUAGACAGUUUUCUUGCUCGGCUGCCCCCGGCAACCACCAACAGGACUCCGGGCUUUGAUUGGAUAUGGGUCGCGAAUCCCUUCAUUCCCGGCGAAAGCAGCGGAGCUGUCGCCGCGUUCAAGCAGGGCGGGGAGGAAAGACUCCGCAUGCUAUCCAAGUUUAUCGCCAUGAGCAAUGCGAGUGGGAAAACACCUUUUGUUGCGAAGAGAGGGAUCUCCAAGGAACGUGAAGAGACCGUCCAAGACCUUCGUGAUCUUGCGAUUGCUUGCAAUGUGCUGAGCGGCAAGUGGAUGCUUUUCCCUGAACCCGGAAAUGUCAAUGAAGUAUGGGGCAAGGUUGCUCGAGCGACAGCAAAUAACGAACUCGGUACCGCGGCCAAAGUCGAAACACGAGUCGAAUCUGAGAAGGAGAGACUUAUCUGCAUAUACACCAGAGACUUCAGGGACAAAGGCGAUAUCGCCCGUGUACUGAAUCGGAUGAGAGAGCUGGAAUUCGUGAGACCAAGUGGGAAGCAGAUAUAUUAUAAGUGUGAUGCCUGGACAGAAAUUGGGAUUUAUGGAGGAAACGAAUGGGAUAUCCCGGCGUCGAUGUAUUCCUCGAAUGAGGUAUUCCUAUAUAUCAAGGACAACUUUGUCUUGCGACGCAUGUAG
Molecule: messenger RNA, 861 nt
Organism: Lasiosphaeria miniovina
Lineage: Eukaryota; Fungi; Ascomycota; Sordariomycetes; Sordariales; Lasiosphaeriaceae
Exons: 4
Coding region: 1-861 (286 amino acids)
Source: RefSeq, a predicted model, not a curated record